Molecule: messenger RNA, 552 nt
Organism: Dictyostelium purpureum
Lineage: Eukaryota; Evosea; Eumycetozoa; Dictyosteliales; Dictyosteliaceae
Exons: 3
Coding region: 1-552 (183 amino acids)
Source: RefSeq, a predicted model, not a curated record
AUGUUAAAAAAUGCAGAUGAAUAUAUAUUAAUAAAAUCUAGAGAUAUUAAGCUUUUUUUUGAGACUAAUAGAGAUGUAAAUUUAAUUAGUUUACUAUACGAAAAGAAAAAAGAACAGCUACACAUGUUUGAUUUAGUAGAAUGUGCAUAUUCUUUAGAUAAUAUAGAAGCAUUGGAGUAUUUCCUAUCAAUGAAUGUACCAACAUUUUUACCAAACUAUACAAUUAAUAAUAAAAGUUUUUCAAUAUCAUCGAUUAAAUCAUUAGAAUUACUAUUAAAAUAUCGAGUAAAUAUCAUAGAACCAUAUAAUAUCAAUAUCAAUAAUAACAAUAACAAUAAUAACACAACAGCAGCUUCAGCUUCAUCAUCAUCAUUCAGUUUAAACAAUAGUAAUAGUAAUAAUUAUACAACAACAGUAUCAUUAGCAUUCAGUUUAAAAAAUAGUUAUAGUAAUAGUAAUAACAAUAUAACAAUAGUAGCACCAGAACCUACAACAUUCAUUUUAAAAAAUAGUAAUAUAAAUAAUAGUUAUAAAAUGAUCAAUAAUAAUUAA